AUGGCGAAAAGGGCGAAGGACACUGAUUUGCGUAGUCAAAUCGAGAAGAUUAUCAGAGGGUACAAGCCACAAAAACCCGCUGAACUGGCUUUGGAGGCGGCGAAGGGAAUCUGCAAAUCGCCAUUCACGGAAGACAUCCUGAAAGCCAAGAAGCCAGUUAAGUUCACCCAACCCAAGUUUAAGCUGUUCGAGGGCACGACUGAUCCCAUUGAACACAUCUACCAUUUUCAACAACAAAUGAAAAGAAGGAAAGACGUCACGAUCCUAUUCAGCACGAAGCAAAGUACUGGAGAAAGCCUUAAAGACUACCUGAGGCGUUUUACGGAGGAAAUGUCCACUCUUGAGGAAUGUGAUUCUCAUACUGCUUCGCUGGCGUUUCGUGAGGGGGUCAUACCUGGAACAAAAAUGCACAGGUCUUUAGUGAAGACCCCACCAGUGGAUAUGAGGGAGGUGAUGGCCCGGGCGGAUGGAAUCAUCAGACUAGAAGAAGAAGAGCUCACCCAGUCAAAGCGCACCACUUCCACCAUUGCAACCCCAAAGCCUCCACCGGAGCAAAAGGUGGAGACAAAGCGAUAUUCCUCGAGACAAGAUUUCAGCAAUGGACCUAAGCAGAGCCGACCCUUCACCAGGCUCACAGUGAGUUUAGCUAAACUCUUUCACGAGAACAAGGGCAAAGGUAUAUUCCGAACACCACCUGCGAUCCGCGAAUCCCCAGAAAAGCGCGACAGGAACAAGAUGUGCGCCCAUCAUAAUGACUUUGGACACACUACUGAUGACUGCCGAAGUCUCAGGUAUCAGGUGGAGGCAAUGCUGAGAAAGGGAAUGUUAUCCCAAUACCGAGCCGAACCUGAGAAUAGGGCAAGUGAAGAGGGCGGGUCAAAAACAAUGACCGGAAAUAUCGCAAAUGAAGAACUGCUGGAGAUCAACACCAUCCAUGGCCGGUCAAAUCCCGCGGAAGGAAGAGAGGCUCGAUCCCGAUUCGAAAAAAGACAAGCUGAAAAGGUGAGACGCAUAAACGGGAUCGCGUCUGCCUCUGAAUCUGCCAAAGCCCUGGAAAAGAUUAGAGUCAUCUCGUUCACGCAAAAAGACAUGGAAGGAAUUGAAUUCCCUCACAACGACGCGCUGGUGGUGACCCUCCGCGUUGCCAAUUCAAUGGUAAAAAGAGUGAUGAUUGACGGGGGAAGUAGCGCAGACGUGUUAUUCUGGAGCACCUUCAAGAGAAUGAAGCUAGAUGAAAAGGAGAUUCAACCAAACCCAACACCGAUCUACGCAUUCGAAGGGACGAAAGCGCAACCAAUCGGAGACGUGACCCUGCCAGUCAUUGCCGCAGGUAAGACCUUAUUCAUUACUUUCGUAGUUGUGGAAGCGCCGAGCGCGUAUAAUGCUAUAAUGGGAAGGAAUUGGAUUCAUCGAAUGGAUGGAGAAGCAUCGACACGUUGUGAAGUGAUGAGGUGCAUAUCUGAGGAUGGAAGAACCACAAUUGAUAUCAAGGGGGACCAAGUGGAGGCCAGAAGAUGCUACAGCAUAGCAACUAAUCCUAAGGCUGCGACUUCGCAGCAGAGCGAGGAUUUAUAG
Molecule: messenger RNA, 1575 nt
Organism: Prunus avium (sweet cherry)
Lineage: Eukaryota; Viridiplantae; Streptophyta; Magnoliopsida; Rosales; Rosaceae
Source: RefSeq, a predicted model, not a curated record